This is a messenger RNA of Rana temporaria (common frog), 3415 nucleotides long. RefSeq names its product kelch like family member 15 (gene KLHL15). Lineage: Eukaryota; Metazoa; Chordata; Amphibia; Anura; Ranidae. The transcript is spliced from 3 exons. The record is from RefSeq and is a predicted model, not a curated record. Gene Ontology annotation, cellular component: Cul3-RING ubiquitin ligase complex; nucleus. Gene Ontology annotation, molecular function: protein binding. Gene Ontology annotation, biological process: protein ubiquitination; nuclear protein quality control by the ubiquitin-proteasome system. Bases 309 to 2123 code for a protein of 604 amino acids.
GCGGAAAGGGAGGACCGGGAAGCAAACGUGUUCGCCAAUCCUGUAAGGCUCUUGGGUGGAGCAGCCAAUCAGGCUUGUCGGACUGGUGACUCGCUUUCCGGCUGUGGCCCAUAGAGGUUGGUUGUUGGUGUGAACGCUGUGGGUAUCUGAGCGGUAAUUAGAUCACGGAAGGCGUUGAAGUAGCGUGGCGAGGGAUGUGUGGAUAUGCAGAGAGCAGAUGUGGUGAUGUGUAGACUAUAAGUCCGGAUGUUCUACCCGGGACUCGGUGUAGGAGCGAUCCCCUCAGUGUGUCUGCUGUUAGGUAAUUCAUGGCUGGGGACGUGGAAGGGUAUACUUCGUCAAUCCAUGAUAGCAGUGUCUCUGCUGGCUUCAGGGCACUAUAUGAAGAAGGCUUAUUGGUCGAUGUCACUCUAGUAAUAGAAGAUCACCCGUUCCAAGCCCACAAAGCUCUACUGGCCACACAGAGUGACUACUUCCGCAUCAUGUUCACCGCAGAUAUGAGAGAACGUGACCAGGACAAAAUCUACCUAAAGGGAUUGACAGCCACAGGCUUCAGUCAUGUCAUUCAGUUUAUGUACUAUGGGACCAUUGACCUCAGUAUGGCUACCGUCCAUGAAAUUCUGCAGGCCGCUAUGUAUGUGCAGCUGACAGAAGUAGUGAAAUUUUGCUGUUCUUUCCUCAUGGCAAAAAUUUGCCUGGACAACUGUGCAGAGAUCAUGAGGCUUUUAGAUGAUUUCAGUGUGGAUGUAGAAGGCGUGAGGGAAAAACUCGAUACCUUUCUGCUGGAAAACUUUGUUCCCCUUAUGGCUAGACCUGACUUCCUCUCCUACCUUAGCUUUGAAAAGCUCAAGAGCUACUUGGACAAUGACCGUCUGAGCCGGUUUCCUGAGAUUGAGCUCUAUGAAGCUGUUCAGGCCUGGUUACGACAUGAUAGGAGACGUUGGAGACACACAGAUAGCAUCAUUCAGAACAUCAGGUUUUGUUUGAUGACCCCAUCCCAUGUCUGUGAGAAGGUAAAAACUUCUGAGUUUUACAGAUAUUCACGUCAGCUAAGGCAGGAAGUGGAGUUGGCACUAAAUUACUUUCACAAUGUAAGCGAGCAACCUUUGAUGGAUAUGAAAUCCAAUCAUAUUCGUUCAGCAAAACCUCAAACGGCAGUAUUCAGAGGCAUGAUUGGACACAGCAUGGUCAACAGCAAAAUUCUUCUGCUGCACAAACCACGAGUGUGGUGGGAACUUGAAGGUCCUUUGGUACCUCUUAGACCCGACUGUCUUGCUAUUGUUAACAACUUUGUCUUUUUGCUUGGAGGAGAGGAACUGGGUCCAGAUGGAGAAUUUCAUGCGUCAUCCAAAGUGUUUAGGUAUGACCCAAGGCAAAACAGCUGGGUCCGGAUGGCUGAUAUGUCUGUACCUCGGUCGGAGUUCGCAGUGGGUGUUAUAGGGCGAUAUAUUUAUGCAGUUGCUGGUAGGACGCGUGAUGAAACCUUUUACUCAACAGAACGUUAUGAUAUAGUAGAAAACAAAUGGGAAUUUGUGGACCCUUAUCCAGUAAACAAGUAUGGCCAUGAAGGUACAGUUCUUAACAAUAAGCUGUUCAUCACUGGUGGAAUUACAUCCUCUUCAACAUCUAAGCAAGUCUGUGUUUUUGACCCUAGUAAAGAAGGCACAGUGGAACAAAGAACCCGAAGAACACAAGUACACACCAACUGUUGGGAAAACAAAUGUAAAAUGAACUAUGCCAGAUGUUUUCACAAAAUGAUCUCUUACAAUGGAAAACUCUAUGUAUUUGGGGGUGUUUGUGUCAUACUAAGGGCUUCUUUUGAAUCACAGGGAUGUCCUUCUACUGAGGUGUAUGAUCCAGAAGCAGACCAGUGGACCAUUCUAGCAUCUAUGCCUAUUGGAAGGAGUGGUCAUGGUGUGGCUGUACUCGACAAACAAAUAAUGGUACUCGGUGGGCUAUGUUACAAUGGCCAUUAUAGUGACUCUAUCUUAACAUUUGAUCCGGAAGAGAACAAAUGGAAAGAAGAUGAGUAUCCCAGAAUGCCUUGCAAAUUGGAUGGCCUACAAGUAUGCAGUCUACAUUUUCCAGAAUAUGUUUUAGAGCACGUGAAGCGUUGCACUUGAACAGCAGCUAAAUAAAUAAACACACAUUUUUCUUCCCCCCUUCCCUUAGUCCUAAAGGAGUUCACAAUUUUAUCUGCUGUUUUAGUGUAUGAUGGUAUUUGUUAAAGGUGAAGCAGGGAGCAAUCAGAAAAUGCCUAAAACUAUCAAUGGGUCUGGUUCGAGUCAUGCCAACUUGGUAUGUUAGUGUGAUGAAUUGUUGUGUGCAAGAUUUUAUAUAUAAUUUUUUUUUUUUUUUUUUACCUUUUUAUUUAUUUUGUAAAAUGUCCUAAUUGCAUAUCUGUAUUUUUUUUUUUUUCAUGAUUUCAACACUUUCCAGUGACAUGGAAAAGUAACAUUAUCUGUUCAAGAAAGGCUUAUUGUGAAAUAUAUCUGAAAACUUUGAAUAUGCAAUGUUAAAUAUUGUCCAUGCUAGUUCUGGGGAGGUGAAGUGGAUAACUUUUCAUGAGCAAUAUACUAUCAGUUCUCCAAUGAAAAUGCAUGCAUGGUUUUUUUAUGCUACCUUCCUGGACAGAGGAGCAAGCAAAGCUUCCAUGUUCUGACCAUAGAGCACUGCAUAAAGGGUAUAGGAGGAAAUAAGUGACUGAUCUUCUGGAAAUGCUCAGCAAAUCUGUCUUGAACAAUAUACACGACUCAGGCCUCCUGCUACCUCUAUUGUUCCUUAUUGCUGCCAAAACCUUAGUAGUUUCAGUCUGUAAGGAUUACGUCAGGUAUUUAAACCCCACCAGAACGGGUAAACCAAACACAUGGCAGUCAGAUAAGUUUGACUUGGGCAUAGCACAAGAACCUGUAGACGUUUGCUAUGACCUUGUAGAAAGCCUCAGAAUUUUACUAAUUUCCAAAUAAGCCUUUUAGAGCACAUUGCAAACAUUUAAAGAAGAAUUACAGUGUAAAAGUUGUUUUAAUAGUUUCAAUUUACAAAGCUCUUUCUACCUUUUAAAUAUAACCUAAUAGAAGUUUUGACUUGAUAAACUAUGGUGGCUGCUUAUAUGCAAACUAACUGAUCUUCUAAAUAACACAAGCAGAAUCAUUUGUGUCUGCCUUUGCCCAUUGGCGAUGGCUAGGUGUCGCCCUGUGUCUUUUCCUGCUACUACCACACAUAGUUCCUAAUAUGUGUGUUUCUAUUGUAAGGGCUCGUUUACACCAUACGUGCUUGAAAACAGAUGGGAAGACCAUGCAGAAUUCACUUGCAGAGACCUAUUUUUUUUUUUUUAUGCACAUUUCGGUGGGUUUUCACCUGCGUCAGUUAUGUGCCAUGUUCACACCACAGUGUUGAUGUCAUGUCAUUUUUUUUU